CACACACACACACGCUUACCCAAGCUCCUCUCCGACAGAGAGAGCGCAAAGAGGGAUAAACAGAGAGGGAGACUAGAGGAACGCAGCAGCGGCUCGUGUGUGUAUGUGUGUGUGUGUGUGUGUGUGUGUAGGUACGCUCGGUGCUAGAAACGACUGGCGGGGCGGAAUCAUGGAGGAGCUCAGGAAAAACGUUGGAAAGUGACCUAGAAGCAAAACGAAGAGAGACAGAAAGAGGGGAGAAGAAAGGAGUGUUAUAAAGCUCGGAAGGAAGGAAAGAAGGAAGGAAGGAAAGGAGUCAAGAGAGUGGAUCAGGGGUUCAUCUGGAACUCUACAAGGAUUCUCAGAGGAAUGCCCUUGGCCCGCCUGACCUGCUUGCUCCCGCUGAACCCCCAUCCAUCCUUGUCAUUUAACACCUGGGGCGGGCUCUGCCGCAACGCUCAAGCCAACCAGAAGCUGUGACGGUAAAUGACAUCAUUUAGCGGAGGAUCUUUUGGGCUGGCCCCUCAAGGAGUGAGCCCUGGGCUGGAUGGGACCUACCAUGCCCCCCAGUAAGAAGGCUCAGAGCCCCAGUAGUGGAGCCAGCGCCUCUCAGGGCAUGAGCCCGCCGUACCAACAGGGGGAUGCUGCCACAGCGGCGUCCGAGGUCGAGGCAGCCGAUCUGUCCCUCUCUCUCUCUGCCUCCUUUUCCAAGGCUGAGGACGAGGAGCUCACCAGCCUUUCCUGGCUCCACGAGAGCACCGACCUCCUAAACAGCUUCAGCCACUCUGGGCUGCGUAGCGUCUCCCCACUGCAGGACCCUGACGGACAGCAUCCCCGCUCGCCCUCAUCCUUGUCUCCCUCCCCAGACGACGCCCUGCUUGGCGAUGCACACUCAGCGUAUGACUUAACAGCAGGGGCCAACCGAAAGCCCCCAUACUCCUUCAGCUGUCUGAUCUUCAUGGCCAUUGAAGAUGCACCCAACAAACGAUUGCCGGUGAAGGAUAUCUAUGGCUGGAUUCUGGAGCACUUCCCUUACUUUGCAAGCGCCCCAACAGGCUGGAAGAACUCUGUGAGACACAAUCUGUCUCUUAACAAAUGUUUCAAGAAGGUGGAUAAAGAUCGCAGUCAGAGCAUAGGUAAAGGCUCCUUGUGGUCCAUAGAUCCUGAGUACAGGCACAACCUGAUCCAGGCUUUGAAGAAGACACCGUACCAUCCCUACUCACCCAGCCUGACCGCCCCUUCCACCUCCCCUCCAACUCUACCACCGACAUUUCACCACAGUCCUCCGCUGUGGUCGGGGAGUCCCCUCUUCAGAAAGAACAGAGUCCUCCUACAAGUUCCUCGUGGUGUGAUCCAAAAUGGCGCUUGUGUCCGGAACCAAGCCCUGUUUCCUGUCAUCAGACCCCUUCCCGUGAGCCCAAUGGGGAGCAGAACCUCCGCCUACAGAUCAACCCUUGGAGAGUAUCUAAGUUGUGGACAGGACAGCCCCUCCCGUUACUCUCCUCCACUCUGUGGCGAGGACCUCCAGGACGACCAUACCUACAGCACUGCCAAGUCUCCCAGCAGGCUAUCCUCCUCCCAGGUUGACAUCCCAACUUCCCCUCUGGACGAAGACGACGACAUCAUCGCCGUGGAGAUCCAGUCGGACGUCAAGCCCGAGCCACGGGAGAUCCCACUGGAUUCACACAUCGCCACUGCCGCUGCUGCUUAUAUCUCCCAGCAGGCCCUGCGUGGACAGAGACGCAGCUCGGGCGCGGGGGGCGGGACUCUGCCAGGCAGCAGCCUGCCCUGGACCAAAAGCCGAGCGAGGGGCAUUAGUGAUACGCUGCCGCUGAAGAAACGGCGAGCGGUGGAGAAGCCGCCGGAGAGUGAUGAUGAGGAGAUGAAGGAGGCGGCAGGGUCGUUGCUCCACCUGGCCGGGGUUCGAGCCUGCCUCAACAACAUCACAAACCGCGCCGCCAAGGGCCAGAAGGACCCCAAAGAGGCUCUAAGAAACUAAGACACACACGGAACAAACUGACACACAAAUACACAACUCGAUCAACAGGUAACGAUACAACAGCAUCAGUCUCUACAGACUCUUGUCAUCUCCCUCUAUCUAUCUGCAGGGCAUUAGGUGAAUCCUACUUAUUUGUGGCAAUAUCAAAAAUCUAUGUUUUCCUACAUGUUCAGCAACACUAACAUCGAUGGGUAUUUCUCAUGUGUCUAUGUUGUUUUCCUCGUUUGAAAAGGGGAUGAAAGCCAUAAAAAGCAUGUUUUGUCUCUAAUUUGGGCAAGCUGAAAAAAAAAAGGUCACACAGGGAGAAACGCACAGCAUGGCGACGGAGGACGGCUGUUUGUCAGUAGUUUUUUGUUUGUUUUUCCAUGUUGAAUCUGUAGCAAUCUUGCAGUGAUGCCAGCAAACACAACGGAGACCUGGCGCUCUCGAGCAUCGCUCUCCUUACCAACAACCCACGAGCACAAACGUGAGACUGUGCCAAAGAUAACGCGACCAGGUUGCUUCAUGUAGCGACAGCUGACGGGGAGAGGAAGAAGGCAAAAAUAUAUAUAAAGUUAAGAGCUAGAGAGUGUCAAAAUAAGAGUCAAAUCCAAUGUGAUGUACUUCAUGCACUUCAGAUUAUUUUACGCCACUUCUAGGGAAAAGCAUCAUGGGUAAAAACAUGGUUCAUUUCCAGAGCACUCAUAAUAUUUAAAUAUAUAAAAAUGAAAAAAAGUUAUGUUUAUCUCCAUAGAGAUGGAUAGUGUGCCGGGUUUGAGGCAAUAUCUCCUUCAUUUUGUCGUUGUUGCAUUGACGUCCUUGAGACUUCCUAAUACCUCUGUCCAUAGACACCUGGUAUAGAUAUCAGAGCUGCCGGUAGCUGCCACAACUUCCUGUUCACACACGAACUGUGGAUUCCUGUUCCUGUCUGUUUACCCUCAAUCUACCCUCAUAAAGAUAUAAGCAAUUUGUCCCGUUGUGGACAACUCUGUAAAAAGGUUAGAAAAUAUUUUAUUUUAUUUCAUUUUCUUAAUUGAAGUAAUUUGACCUGCAGGACUUUUCUCAGUUAUAGUGCAUGGGUGCUUGUAAAUAAGAUACAAAGCAAAUCUUUUUUAUUCAAAGAUCAUGUAAGAUAAACAAUGUAUUUAGCAUGAAGCAUGACUUAUUUUCAUAUAAACCUUGAUCCUAGAGGAAAAUAAAAAUAAAAAAAAUAAGAAAAAAUCAUUAAUCCGCCAAUUCUUAUACCCGUGAUUAUAAUGGAGAUAGUUUCUAUUCUUUUUUUUUUUUCCUGAGUGGGCUUUCAAAGACACGUCUUCAGGGAGGAACGAGGGCGAGCGCUCCCUGAGGGUGCCACCUCUGGGCUUUGGGUUCAGGCCAGCCAGGAGGAUCACCUCUUUAUGGCGGGGUCGGGGGUGGGCUUCUGUCUUCUGCCUGUACAGAGAUUGUUUUUUUUUAAUGUUCAGUGUUACGCCCCUGUGUUACUCCAGAACAUGUGUGUGAAUGAACACACAUCAUUUAACAUUGUGCCUGCCUCCCUAUCUGCCCUCAGCAUCUCUGAUGUCACAACAGACACGUUUACUUGUCUUUAUUUAUGAAAGUAUUGUUUCUGAUUGGUUUUCUCCAGUGUGUAAAUGUACAUGUGUCCUUACUCUCCAUAGACAUUGUUGCGUGUAAGUGUACGGAUCAGCUUGACAUGGAGAACUUCGUAUGUGCCCUGAAUGAAGCUUACAUUUUCAAAUAGAUACGAGGAAGGGGAAACACAGAAACCUGUCAAGCUAACCAGUUUGCUUCUAAUCUGCAUUCAGUAUUUUUACCUCUUUGUUUUAAAAAAUUGACUUGAAGUUGCGGAGGUCAGAUUGGAAGAGCCAAGUCUGGUCAGAGGUGGCUUGUCGUUGUUUUUUUGUUUUUUUUUUCGCUGUUCUGCAAAGUAAAACUUUGGGUGAUGCAAAUGUUGUGGAAGAAAUAAUAACGGAGAAGACCCUGGUUGUAUAAAUAAGAAUUACAGAGCAAAUGAACGAAAAAACUCAAUCGUUUUUGUUGCUCCAACCACUACAAAUGGUGGACGCUGUGGGAUUGAGACCAUUCCAUGCAGGAUUAAUCUAGAACUACUUUAACAUAAAGAAAUGUUGAAAAGGUGAUCCCUUGGAUGAGACAAGAUGAAUCCAGUAACUUUGCUGCUUUCAGAUUAGUUAUUAUAUUACCAGCCCUGCUCGAAGAAAACUGUACGCAGUCAUAGGAGAAAAAGCUACAAGACAAUAAAUAUUUAAAACCACAGAUUAGACAUAGCACCACAUAUUUCUCUUAAAGACUAAGGAUGUUUCUCAGUGUCAAGGCGCCUAGCCUUGCGAGGCGAUGUCUUGAGAGGCCAGGUGCCUUGCUUACGAGGACACGGUCCUUCCUUGGCCAAAGAAAACAGUUAAAUCAUGUGACACGGGAGGUAACGUUAUAUUUUAUAUGUAUGAGUUUCAAUAUAAAUGUACAACAAGGCUUUUACUUUUUAAAUUGUGUAUAAAUUUGUUAAAUUAAAUAUGUAAGUAAGUUACUACAUGCUAGCCACCGAAGCUGCAACUACUGAGCGACUAACCAACAAUAGAUAACUUCUUUGGAUCUAAAUAAAACAUAUUAAAUUAGCUGACUAUACUUUUAAACUUGAAAAUUGCCCCCGAAGUAGCUGCCGGGUUUUGACCCGCCAUCCUUUUGAAAAUACUGCGGUGUAUUCUGGGAAAUUUUUGACCAAGGCUACGCUAGCUAAAGGGCUAACAAAUGGAGAACGCACGCCUCGGUAGAACAUGAACAUUGGAACACAUCUUGGCAGCUCCUGAUGACGUAUCUCAUAGGCAACCGGGGCGGGGCCAAGACAUCAAGGCACGGUUCCUUAGCACUGAGAAUACCCUAAAUGAAGCCAAGUGGGUGCUCCUACUAGACCCUCUUUGUCCAAAUAAUUCCAUGAUUAACAGCCAACCACGAACACACAGAAGACACGCUUAAAGUUCAGAGUCAAAAUGGCCGAACAUCGAAUAACAUGAGACCGAGGCUAAGGCCGUACCCGGAGCUAGCAGCUAGCACUAGCUCUGACGCUCAUGCUACCCUUUCAAUCAAAUCUAAUGUCAUUUAUUUUUAACCGUUAUUUAUCCAGAUGAGUUGUUCAUAAUUUUAAGUAUUAAUUACACCUAAACAAAGCGUUAUAGUAAAAUUCACCCUCUCAGAGUUGUCAUGACUGUAAAUUAGAUCUAUUAAACCUAAAAUGCUUUUUGAACCAGGCUGUAAACAUGUUUAUUUCUGCUGUGAAGUUAUUCUUAACAUGGGAGUCAAUGAGAAUUAGCUCACUUCUGGUGCCCACCCCUUGGGGAUGAAGGUGGAACUGCAACUUUUUGUCACUCGCGGGUUCCCCUUUAUUAAAAUCACACCCUUCAAAAUGUCCAAAGUAUCCUUUCAAGCAAACAUCCUCAAAAUAUCCUGCAUUUUCUGAGCAAAGCAAUAUCAAAUCUCUCAUGGAGCUCUUUAUAAAAAGUAAAGUAAAAAAGAAGAAAAUAUCAUUUCUACAGCGCCUCUCAAGAUAAAAAUCACGAGGCGCUUCACAAAAACAAAAAAUUUAAAAAUUUAAAAAAAUUUAGAAAAUGGUUAAAAAUAUAUUUAAAAUGAGCAAAAAAUAGACAAUUGUGAUUAAAAAAAAUGUUAAGAAAGAGAGAGAGUGAAUAGGAAAGAGGGAAAUCAGUGGAUCCUGAGGAAGGUGGAAUAGGUGGGGAGAGCAGAAUAAAGACACAAAACAAAACAAAACAACAACACAUAACAAAACAUCAGUAAAGGAUUGUAGCAACCUUUUUAGAAGCUGGUGGCUAAUAGUGAAGUCAUCCUGAGACUCCUACUAGACCUCUCACUGCUGGCGUUCUGACCAAUGGAAUGAAAAAGUAACAGUAGAGUUAAAAUGAUUCUAGUGCACUAUAAGCUUAACUCAUUGUGAAAAUGUAGAAAUAAUAAUAUUAAAAAAAUCUAACGGUGGAAAUAUAACCAGAUAGUGAAUGUGCAAGCUCUAAUGUUGGUUGCUAGGCAAUGGUGAUGCUGUCCCUCAUCCACUGGAACAAUUUACAAUGCGAAAAAUAGAAUGGUGGUUGUGGAAGAUUAAAAAAAACUAGAUUUCAUGGUUUCUAUUUCAUUUUAUUGAAAUAAAAUGGAAACAAAAGAUGUACAUAAACAGGACAUUUGGGAAGCAGAUGCAACAUCAGAUCCAUGUGACUAAAGUUAUUACACCUUGUGAGUGCUAGUGUUCUAGUUGAUCUUGUUAUCCGCGUUACAAAUGUCAACUUUUGUCCAAAUCUGUGAGGAUUAAAGAAGAAAAAGUCAGAAUUUGAUCAACACGGGCCUGUGUCUGAAUAUCUGGUUGAAAAUCAUCUUAAAAUUCCACAUUUGGUUUUCAAAAUCCUCCGACCAAUUCUCAAGCAUUUUUAAACAUAUCAGAAUAUCUACCCCGUGUUUAGGAAAUGGUUUUAAGUAUAACAGUAAACAUGCCAUAUGUAGUCAAAAGUCUAAAAUCAUUGUAGACCAGCUCAGUUCCUGCUCACAGACCUCACUCGUCCAUGCUUUCCUUUCUGUAUUCAUCCAGAUACAUAAUUCAGAUAAUUCAGUACUUUAAAAUGCCACACAUAAACCCUGGUGAAGUUAGCUAAGCAGUAGCGUGUUUGUCUUUAGGACUUGCUGAGAGGAAGGAAAAUGUUGUCUCACUGAGGGAUUAUCUGCUCAUAUGAGGAGUCGUGUACGGCCCCUCGUAUGCUCAACAUGUCUUUAUAUUCAGUUUGUAAAAUUCAAAAACAUUGGGUCUUCUUGUAUCUUUGUCACUUCGACCACAACAAACGGUGACAGAUUGAGACAUGUCUGCCGUAAUCCGGUCGGUUUGUGUUUCAGCCUUCGUCAGUCAGAUAUAAAACAGCUGAUGCAGCAGUUUGGCCUUCAGAAACAUCUAUAUUCUAUUUAUUUGCACAUAUUGAAGAUGGUACUAAAUUAAAAAUGUCCAUUUCUGAUGGGGAUGCAUAAAAGUGUUCAUUUCCUCUCAUCUGCAGAGACCCAGCAAAGUUAAAAAGCUUUUCAGGCUCAGACGUCAGCUGAGGUCCGUAGCAGCAGAAACGGAUGGGGGGCUUUGUUUGAGCUGAACAGGCGCUGAGCGAUUAUCAGCGAGCCGAGCAGGAUAAACAAACACAUGUCCCCAUCGCCACCUGUAGCAUGCGUCACCCGUUGCAUUCUGAAACGCGUCCACGCCUGCCGACGUAUGGAAGACGUUGUUAGCGCUGGACGUGUGCUACCCGUCUCCCAUCUGUCUGAGUAAAAACCGCCACCCGGGUCGAGCACUCUGCUGCGUUUCAUGUAAGAGUCCACGAGCUGACAACUAACGUGUUCACUUGUCCGGGGAGAGAAUGUGGUUUCAGCAGCCAUCUUUCUUUUUCAUGUGACUCAUUAUGUGGCAUGUGGUGAAGAUGAAUUCCUGCCCGGGUCGUUGUAAGGGUUUGAACCAAACACACCUGCAAAGAAAUAUGUCAGAUUAAUAAAAUAAAUGCCACUGCCUGAAAAUACCCUAAGAAGGUGUUCUUUUUAAACCUGCCUAACACAGUACGAUAAAAUAAAGCAUUGCAAAUAUUCUAACUUUUUUUUUAUUAUUAUUAUUGCCAAAUAUUUAAGUCUUUUUUACACCUGUGCCACUAUUUUUGGUAACGGUCUGAAAAUUGGAAAGCCAUAGGUUAGAGAUGUCAAAAAGCAAAGCUGUCAUUGAUCUGUGAAUCGUGAUGCAGAGUACACCCUGGUGUUAUCCUUGUUUUGUUUCUUUUUCCAUUUGUUUCUUCUGGGUUUUUUUUCCAACAAGUUUUCUCCUUAUCGUGCAAUCAUGCUGCCAAAGAAUGAUUUCAAGACCUAUUUCAUCACUACAUGUAAAUAUCAACAUUGUCCAAUACCGUGGCAAAAAAAAAGAUAUAUAAAUGUUGUUUUAUUUUGUUUUCCGUUUUCUGAGAAACUACAAUGAUGUUUAUGUGAUGUAUUGUCUUCCAGUUGGUUGCAAUAAUAAAAAAAUACAAGUUGCAGAGGAGAA
Messenger RNA from Nothobranchius furzeri (turquoise killifish), 8027 nucleotides. It is a transcript of the gene ches1, whose product is annotated as checkpoint suppressor 1. The record is from RefSeq and is a predicted model, not a curated record. Gene Ontology annotation, cellular component: nucleus. NCBI's taxonomy places the organism in Eukaryota, Metazoa, Chordata, Actinopteri, Cyprinodontiformes, Nothobranchiidae. Gene Ontology annotation, molecular function: DNA-binding transcription factor activity; cis-regulatory region sequence-specific DNA binding. Gene Ontology annotation, biological process: regulation of DNA-templated transcription.